UUAUCAUGAGCGCUUCUCAGUUGGGUGGCAAACGCCGAAACAACACUGACGCCGACCGUUGCCAACCCAGUUUUAUUUCAGUCGACGGAGUGUUUCUACUGUCUUUGAACGAGUUAACAGAGGACCAGGCAACUGUGUAUUGACCGAAAGGGAGACUCCGCUGGAAUUAAGAGGCCGUGGGAGAAAGAAUGGCAACCAUGCUCCGGCUACUGUCGCCAUCCUAGCUUCUAUGGAUGGCCAUAGCAUCACCUCAACUAUUGGCAAAAGCAGGCGCGAAUCUGGCGACCAGUUCCCUGAACAUCGAAGAGAUCACUCAGGUCAUGAGAGAGGACGACCCCACCGGUCAGGACCACCGCAUCCGCGUCACCAUAUCGGAGCACGACCCAUUGGACGACGUCGUGGAAUGGAAACUCUUCCUGCAUUCCAACGAUGAAGGGGCCGUCACUUACAAGAUCCCAGCAGACGGAGAAAACCCUUCCACCCAAACAGAAUUCGUCUUCAAUGGUAACCUCGUGAACUCGGACUCCUACCUGCUGCAGGCGAUGGAUCACUCGGAGGACAUUGCCAUGGACUUUAAGGUGGUGGCGAUCACGGAUCUGAAGACGAGCUUAGCCUGGGUUGGUGGGGAAAGGGAAUCGCCAGCUUCCUCACUAAGGAUAGUGACCAGCGAGCAAGUGGGGGGAACAUCACUGUGGAUGGAAACGUCUGCACGUACGAUGACUAUCCCUGCUACAUAAUACCCCAGAAAACGAAGCCGUCAUAUAUCAGGAGAUUGUGUCAAUAUUUCCGUAUCGUCUGAUGAGGUGAUGAGGCAUUGCGAUGAAAGGGUUGCGUUGUACAAGGAAAUAGGAGAAACACUACCAAUCGAACUUCAAGAAGACGGAAUCCUCACAGUUGAGUUUACAUACCCAGGGAAAUACAUCUCAGCGGAAGUGGUGGCUUACGACCCCAAGAACAAAUCGAACGUGUUCUCAGAGUACCCUUACAAGUGCAGAUUCCCAACCGGCCAGAUCAGGAAAAAGGGUGACAAGACAGUGUGCCGUCAUACCCUGACCGUGCCCGAGGACCAAAAAGAAAUGAUGGUCCUCAUUGUGGUCAUUGAUGAAGAUGAUCUUGUGGAGAGGUCGGCUCUCCAGUACUUUGACAAAAAAGCAGCGUCUAAGCUCAGCAUCGAGAAGGUAAGCUGGGUCAUGAAAGAAGACGAUCCCACGGGCGAGGACCACAACGUCAGGGUCACGUUCAGCCACCAGUCUCUCCCCUUCGUCGAGAAGUGGUCGCUGACUCUUCACAAGAACUUCAGGGACCUCAUCACCUACACAACCGACGCCGACGGGAGCAACCCAAGCACUCAGACGGAAGUGGUCUUCGAGGGGAGGCUGGUGGAAUCUGAUGCCAUUGCCCUCCGCGCCUUGGAUUCUGAUGGCAAGAUGCUCGCCCUCGAUUUGCUCACAGUAGAUAUUCCAGAAAUAAAGUCUCAAGUGACGUGGGUCGGAGGAAAGAAAGAAAAAUCCCUCCGAGUGACGACAAGUGACAACUUCCCUGAGAUUCAUGUGGGAGACGAGGUCUGCACCAAAAAAACAAGUCCAUGUUACUACAUUACCCCAUCAGGAAAAUCUUCUUCAGUGGAUAGCUGCGUCACCAAAUACUUACAACAAGACAGAGUCCUGCAGAUGUGUGAUGAGAGAGUGACUGAAAUUCCAGAAAUCAGCCCAGAGCCAUCAGUAUCCGUCACAGAAGAGGGCAAGAUCUCUGUAAGCUUGAAGCUUGCAGACAGGGAGGAGUUCCAAGUUGAAGUGCUGGCGUAUACCUCUGACGACCACAGCCUAGUCUCCUCGAAGCAAGACCACAGCUGUCUGAUUGCAACUGGGGUGGAAUCGCGCGAGGAGGAUACAAUGACCUGUCUUCACAGAGCUUCCUUGCCAGAAGGCCAGACAGACAUCACUGUGCUCAUUGUGAAAACAGACAAGGAGGCGAAUGCAAUUGCAUCAAGUCUAGUGCUCCAUGGUGGUAAGCCUGACGUCGAUGAGAAUGUGGGAGUCAUCAUCGGAGCAGUUGUUGGUGCCAUAAUAGGAGUGGCACUGGUUGCUUUUCUGGUCAUAUACUGCAUGAGGAAGAAGGAGCCAGAAACUGCCAGCCAGUCAACAUCUUACAAAUACAGCGAAGCCAAACAAGAGGAUAAGGGAGAGGGUGCCACUACCAACGCCAGUGAAGAACCCUGAUUCAGAAGAAGGAAACCGAUGUAGAUAGAAGGGGCAGGCAGCGCUGACUUGCAUGACUGUGUGACUCAUCCACCAGAUGCUACUUUGAACAGCCUGUAACAAUAUAUAUAUAUAUAUAUAUAUAUAUAUAUA
Messenger RNA from Macrobrachium nipponense, 2351 nucleotides. RefSeq lists its product as uncharacterized. NCBI's taxonomy places the organism in Eukaryota, Metazoa, Arthropoda, Malacostraca, Decapoda, Palaemonidae. Bases 807 to 2219 code for a protein of 470 amino acids. The transcript is spliced from 10 exons. The record is from RefSeq and is a predicted model, not a curated record.